AUGACAACAAAGCCUACGGGCGAGGCACCCGGGCCCUCCAAAAUCCCCUUCUGGCGCACAGUCUGGGACCAAAAGAUCCUGACCGACGAGGUCACCAACUUCCCCUACGAUGGAUCCGGCACACCAGAGGAUCCAUAUGCCAUCUCUUGGAUCCCCCAGGACCCGCGCAACCCCAUGAACUGGGGGUACGUUAAGAAAUGGUCCAUCACGUUCCUGGCUUCUUUCAUCACGCUGGCGGUGUCGCUGGUGUCGUCUGCGUACUCGGGAGGCAUCUCCCAGAUCGUGACGGAUUUCAAUGCAUCGGAGGAAAUCGCCAUCUUGGGUGUGUCGUUGUUUGUUCUGGGGUUUGCUUUCGGGCCUCUUAUUUGGGCGCCGUUAAGUGAGACUUUUGGGAGGAGGAAUAUCUUUAUCAUGACUUAUGGGUUAAUGACGGCGUUUAAUGCUGGUGCUUGUGGUUCGCAGAACAUUCAGACAUUGAUUAUUCUGCGCUUUUUUGGUGGUUUCUUUGGUUCUUCGCCAUUUGGGAACUCUGGUGGAACUAUUGCGGACAUGUUCGCGUCGUCGGAACGGGGGAUUGCGGUUAGCAUGUAUUCUGCAGCGCCGUUUUUGGGUCCCUGCUUGGGUCCCAUCAUUGGAGGUUUCCUUGGUGAAGCAGCUGGCUGGCGCUGGGUUCUAGGCCUGUUGGCAGCAUUUACGGGCGUUAUAUGGCUGGUCAUUACCUUCUGCUUGCCCGAGACAUAUGCGCCCGUCCUGCUGCGCCGGCGAGCUGAGAAGCUCUCUGAGGUAACCGGCAAAGUCUACCAGAGCCGACUCGAUAUCGACCGAGGUGGCGUGUCGACGCUUCAGAUGUUGAAGACAUCGCUCUCGCGGCCAUGGAUUUUGCUGUUCCGUGAGCCCAUCGUGCUCUUGUCCAGCAUCUACAUGGCCAUCAUCUAUGGUACCCUGUAUAUGUUGUUCGCCGCCUAUCCAAUCGUCUUCCAAGAAGUCCGUGGCUGGAGUCAAGGGAUCGGGGGGUUGGCUUUCGUUGGCGUCCUGGUGGGGAUGAUGAUUGCGUUCACUUAUACCCUUAUCGAUAACUUGAAGUACAUGAAGCUAGCGCAUAAGACGACAGGACGUCUUCCUCCGGAGAUGCGUCUGCCAAUCGGUAUUGUGGGGGCCAUUUCCCUACCAAUCGGGCUGUUCUGGUUCGCCUGGACUAACUCUCCGUCUAUCCACUGGCUGUGUUCCGUCGCAGCUGGAGCUCCGUUUGGAUUCGGUAUGGUUUUGGUAUUCCUGGGAGUCAUGAACUAUCUGGUGGACUCAUACACGAUCUUUGCUGCCUCUGUCCUGGCAGCCAAUUCAGCUCUGCGAUCACUUUUCGGCGCUAUCUUUCCCCUUUUUACCACCUACAUGUACCACAACCUGGGCAUCCAUUGGGCAACGUGCAUCCCAGCCUUCCUUGCUGUGGCCUGUAUUCCUUUCCCGAUUAUCUUCUACUUCUACGGCCCCCGCAUCCGCAAGCGCUGCACCUAUGCCGCCGAAGCCGACGCCUUCAUGCAACGACUCACAAUGAAGCACCUAGCCGAAGCGCCGCACGACGAACCAGCCAACGAGAAGAGCGCUGCAUCGAAUGAUGCUGAGAAUAACGCUGGCAGUGGCAGUGACAGCGACAGUGAUGUCGCUGCGAGUCUCUCGACCGUGCCCUCUUCGCGACGGAUGACGAGGAGUAGGGCGGGUUCCCAUGCGUCGCGACAGACUAUUGCUACGCAAUAUGAAGAGAAUCCGUAUAAUAUUGAUCGGGUGAACACGCGGCAUUCAGCUAUUAGUGGUCAUCGUGCGAAGAUUUGA
Messenger RNA from Aspergillus ruber CBS 135680, 1827 nucleotides. Its product is annotated as MFS transporter. Gene Ontology annotation, biological process: transmembrane transport. The coding region runs from base 1 to 1827 and encodes 608 amino acids. The transcript is spliced from 2 exons. Lineage: Eukaryota; Fungi; Ascomycota; Eurotiomycetes; Eurotiales; Aspergillaceae. Gene Ontology annotation, molecular function: transmembrane transporter activity. The record is from RefSeq and is a predicted model, not a curated record.